AUGACCAGCACAAAGGCAAAGGACGUCGUCGUCGACUCGUGGGAUGACGAAGAGAUUGCUUCAGAGGAUGAGAAGGACACGCAAAGCAACGCACUACAGCCAACAAACACAAACACAUCAUCAUCCUCAUCCUUAUCCAGGCCCGCUGUGCCCGGUACACCGCCUCCAACGCCCAUCACGCCCACCACAUUGGACCAGGGUAGUGCUGGCCCCGGGAUGAGCUUCGCCAGCCGAAGGGAAGCGCCACCAGAGCGCAGGCCGGAGAAGACGGAUGCCGUAGCGCGGCGGAUGAUUGCGGCCGGCCUCGGACUCAAGGCACCCAAGCAGACGGACGAGCAGAAGGAGUAUCAAAAGUCUGUCAGGGAGCAGGAGAAGAGAAGACGGGAGGAGGCACGUCGAGAAGAGGCAAGGAAAAAAGAGGAGGCCGAGAAGGCCAAGGCGGCUAUAUGGGACGACUGA
Molecule: messenger RNA, 459 nt
Organism: Emericellopsis atlantica
Lineage: Eukaryota; Fungi; Ascomycota; Sordariomycetes; Hypocreales; Bionectriaceae
Exons: 1
Coding region: 1-459 (152 amino acids)
Source: RefSeq, a predicted model, not a curated record